UAGUUUUCAGUAGUUGGUGUUUUUUACGAUUCGUUUGGUAUUCGUUGCCGUCUGCCGAACAAAUGUUAUUUGAAAUUUAAAAUUUUUGUAUAUUUACCGACUUUUGUAGCUCCUAUUUGUUGCACAUAUUGGUUUACUUAUAAAAAGACAAAAGUUCAACGAUAAUGUCUGUGAGCGCACUUACAGUGACCGGUUCCCGAACGUCGGGAACCCCCAUUCGAACUCAAAAUGUGAUGGCUGCAAGCGCUAUUGCGAACAUAGUAAAGAGUUCUUUAGGUCCAGUUGGGUUGGACAAAAUGUUGGUAGACGACAUAGGGGAUGUCACAGUUACCAAUGAUGGUGCAACCAUUUUGAAAUUGCUAGAUGUUGAACACCCUGCAGCUCGAGUUCUUGUUGAGUUAGCUCAAUUGCAAGAUGAAGAAGUUGGCGAUGGAACGACUUCAGUUGUUAUAAUUGCUGCCGAAUUACUAAAAAAUGCUGAUGAGUUGGUUAAACAGAAGAUUCAUCCAACUUCUAUCAUCAGUGGUUAUCGUUUGGCUUGUAAAGAGUCGUGCAAAUACAUACAAAACAAUUUAACAGUUGGCGUUGAUGAUUUGCGUCGUGAUUGGUUGGAAAAUGCUGCUACGACAUCAAUGUCUAGCAAAUUAAUUAUGGCAGAUUCAGAAUUUUUUUCUAAAAUGGUUGUAGAUGCUUGUAUGUUAGUUAAACGUCCAUCUGACAAACGAGGUGGUGUAUCUGUUCCUAUUAAGACCAUUAAUGUACUUAAGGCUCAUGGCAAAAGUGCCAGAGAAAGUCUACUUAUUCAAGGAUAUGCCUUAAAUUGUACUGUAGCAUCUGAGGCAAUGGUGAAAAAAGUUACAAACGCAAAAAUAGCAUGUUUGGAUUUUUCUUUGCAAAAGACUAAAAUGAAAUUAGGUGUUCAAGUUAUGGUGAAUGAUGUUGAUCAACUUGAAGCUAUUAGACAAAGAGAAUCUGAUAUAACAAAAGAACGGGUACAGAAAAUAUUAGCAACUGGGGCUAAUGUCAUUUUAUGUACAGGCGGUAUUGAUGAUAUUUGUUUAAAAUAUUUCAUUGAAGCCAAAGCAUUAGCUGUACGUCGUGUAAAAAAAAUUGAUUUGAAGAGAAUCGCUAAAGCCACUGGUGCAACUUUUUUGACUUCUUUAACAAACAUGGAAGGAGAAGAAAGCUUUGAAAGUUCUUCUCUCGGUGAAGCUGCAGAAGUUGUUCAAGAUCAAAUAUCUGAUGACGAACUGAUUAUUGUCAAAGGACCUAAGGCUCAGAGUGCUGCUUCAAUGAUAUUGAGAGGACCCAACGAUUUUUAUUGUGAUGAGAUGGAACGUUCAAUUCACGAUGCUUUAUGUGCAGUACAACGUGUGCUUGAAUCUAAAUCGGCUGUGGCUGGCGGAGGUGCUGUUGAAGCCGCAUUAUCUAUAUACUUAGAAAACUUCGCAACUUCUCUAAGUUCAAGAGAACAAUUGGCUAUUGCAGAGUUUGCACGUUCUUUGCUAGUCAUCCCUAAAACUUUGGCUAUUAAUGCUGCCCAAGACGCCACCGAAUUGGUUGCUAAAUUGAGAUCAUACCACAAUGAGAGCCAAACCAGUAGUGAGAAUGAUGUAUACAAAUGGUAUGGAUUGGACUUGGAAGAAGGUGAAAUUCGUGAUAAUUUAAAAGCUGGAGUUUUAGAACCAGCAGUUUCUAAAAUUAAGUCGUUGAAAUUCGCUACAGAGGCUGCAAUUACCAUUCUUAGAAUAGACGAUAUGAUCAAGUUAGACCCGGAACAAAAAGGAGGACGUGGUGGAUAUCAGCAAGCUUAUGAUGCAGGAGAACUUUAAACAUAAUUUUAGUAUUAAAAUAAUUUGCAUAAUAUGUUUAACAUUGUUACGUUACUAACAUUUUUCAAUACAAUUGUAUAAUGUACACUGGAAAAAAUUUCAGAAUGUUUACAUAUUUAAAUUUUAAUCUUUAUUUAACUUUCCUAAUUUUUGUCCAUAACUAUAAUUUAUGGUUUCAUAAAAAACAUGAGUAACACAUUUUUUUUAGUGUUUUUUUUAUUUUUGUACAGGGCUAUUUUGAAUAGGUUUAUAUAAAAAUAAUAAAAUUUAUCAUUUCUACUA
Molecule: messenger RNA, 2114 nt
Organism: Adelges cooleyi (spruce gall adelgid)
Lineage: Eukaryota; Metazoa; Arthropoda; Insecta; Hemiptera; Adelgidae
Gene: CCT1
Product: T-complex protein 1 subunit alpha
Exons: 3
Coding region: 165-1832 (555 amino acids)
Biological process (GO): protein folding
Cellular component (GO): chaperonin-containing T-complex
Molecular function (GO): ATP hydrolysis activity; ATP-dependent protein folding chaperone; ATP binding
Source: RefSeq, a predicted model, not a curated record